Messenger RNA from Oreochromis niloticus (Nile tilapia), 4773 nucleotides. It is a transcript of the gene fgf5, whose product is annotated as fibroblast growth factor 5. The record is from RefSeq and is a predicted model, not a curated record. Lineage: Eukaryota; Metazoa; Chordata; Actinopteri; Cichliformes; Cichlidae. Gene Ontology annotation, molecular function: growth factor activity. The coding region runs from base 1323 to 2009 and encodes 228 amino acids. The transcript has 3 exons.
UGAAUUUGAAGCAUCCAGAUUGAUCCUUUUACAAUUAACCCAUGCUUUUCUUUCUUUGAUGGGUCAAAAUGCCUCUUUUAUAAGUAAGAAAAACAUAAGAAGACAUUUAAUUGUUUACAGACAUUUAAUUGUUUAAGGUUUGACAUCAUGUUUAUCCUCAGAAUGACAGCUAGUGUAGUAAGCAGUGAGAAUGGGCACUGACUGGAAAUCAAGCAAAAGGCAGUGAUCUCUGCAGAAGCUGUUCACUUGUGUCAUUUCAGGUUUACAGGAGCUGUGAUCUUCUAACAAACCUUUUUCACUGACCUUGAACAAGUAAGAUAAAGCUUGACAUAAAUAAAUAUGCAAUUCUGUACAGAAUCACUUAAUCUUGCAUCUUUGUGUUACUGGUUAUAAGGCAUGUUUUUAUUUGGGGCUUUCAGUGUUUGGGCACUUUUCCUGGUGACAUCCACUGCAAAAACAGCCAUCCUAACAGUGUCGUUCAACAGGUUCAAGGGGAUAUAACUUUUGAAGUAGCAAAAGUCAUACUUGGGUGGAAGGGAGGGAGAAAUGCUAUACAUAAAUAUGUUACUCAUAUAUUCUUCCUUAUUUUAUUUAUUUAUUUGUUUGUUGCAUUAAUCCACACCACAAAAAGAUAAUUGCAUUGUCUCUCCCGCCACUGUACACUGCUCAGAAUACAUUAGUCAGCUUGGCAGACGUUCACCAAAUGUGUGGACGCAUCAGAUGAAAAGGUGGACUGAGGCCUAUAAAUACGGCUGCCUGAGUGUCCGGUGAGCCAGUGUUUAAAUCCUGCUGUACCACCUGAGGAUCUCAGCCCGAACCUCUCUGAAUUCACUCCUGCGAGCGGUGUUUCAUUGUUGCCGUCCGGUGUUUCUUUUAUGGAAAGAAGCGCCCACAGCGAAAUAUUUUGUCCUCGUCGCUUCAAGUACGAAUUAAUCGCGUCCACGCUCUAUUAACAUGUCGUUUCCCUGUGCGUAAAAUGCCGCGCUUAGUGCGUCCUGGCGCGGACGAUUGCUUGGAAAAUGUGCGGUGUCUGUCGCGUUUCCUUCACGCCCCGCUGCUGUGGGUCGGUGCUGAGCAGGAGUGGCAUCUCGGCGACAAAAUCUGGAUGAAAGAGCGUCCUUUAGAGCUCAGGCAUGCAUCGAGAAGUGAGAUCAUUGGCGUUAUAAAUAUCCCCGUGCCAACAGAACCACUCCAGCUACUGCAGCCGGGGUAAUGCCUAGGAGCGCUGCAGGCAGUGCGUGCGCACGGUUUCUGGUGCUCAGAUCUCAGGAGCGACACCAAAAUGCUAGAAGUAGCCUUGCGGGUGUCUCCUUUUUGAAAGAAUGAAUGUUCCUCUUUACCUUCUGACCUUCGCUCACUUGAUUUGCACCGCUGUGGGAGCACAGCACGUUUCUUUGGAGCGCCAACUUCUGGAGGAGGGGAUCCGUUCGGGACGCAGGACUUGCAGACUCUACUGUAGGGUUGGCAUCGGCUUCCAUCUCCAGAUUCAUCCCGACGGUAGAGUCAACGGCAGCCAUGAGCCCAACCAGCUGAGUGUCCUGGAGCUCUUUGCGGUUUCUCAAGGGGUCAUCGGUAUCAAAGGGGUCUACAGUAACAGAUUCCUGGCCAUGAAUAAAAGAGGACGGCUCCACGCAACUGAACGGUUCACAGAUGACUGUAAGUUCAGGGAACGUUUCCAGGAGAACAGCUACAACACUUAUGCCUCAGUAAUCCACAGGAACCACAGGACAGGUCGCGAGUGGUUUGUGGCCCUUAAUAAGAGGGGGAAAGCUAAAAUGGGCUCCAGCCCCCGGGUCAAAUCCCAACAUGUCUCUACCCACUUCUUGCCCAGGGUCAGCCUGCACGAUAAGGGUGAGCAAGGCUUCACCAUCACAGACAGGAGCAAAGAGAGGAGGAAAACCGCACUCCCACCACCUCCAAAGCCACCCGCGGCGAAGGCAAACAUCCAAGCAGGAACCACACCGAGGCAUACGCAAGUCAAGUACUGGCCUAAGUACAGGUUUGGAUAGGUUUAUAGAAAUUGGACAAAUGGACGUACCCCAUAAACUGACAAUGGUUAUUUAUCACAUUCAAAGCAUUCCAGGUGUCUAUGAACUGUGUGAAAAACCUCAAAGGGCUGCCAGGUACAACUGCUGAGCUUUUCUUUUUUGAAGCUAUGACAAUCGCUGGAUGCUGUGUUGAAGUUAACGAUGCUCUGUCACGUUUUACGUCAUCAUCCAUGUACAUACCGCUGAAGCUGAAAUCCAUAACGUUAUAAAUAUUCUUGAUGAGGAGUAUUUGACAGAGAGUCUUCCAGUUUGUUCUGCUGUCUUGCUAGAAUAAGAAUGAUGCUCUUAAUCUUGCAGUAAUGACACUACCCUCCCUACUCCUGCUCCUUUUCUUGUUUGGCUAAACAAAAAGGAUUUCGUUCAGGACCACUGGUGGAAAGGAGAUUAUUUCUGUCUGCAGUAAUGUAUUUUUGUUCUAGACUGCCCCACCCAUCCAUGUGUCCAGGUGGAAAGCAUAAGGCAAUGUUGCCUGCCUCCUCAUCUUUCUAUGUUCAUAUAUGGAAAGCUAGAAGUAACAGUACCAAGAACCCUUCAUGCAGAACAGCAAUGACAACUGAUCUGAGACUCCCUGAGUCAGAUGUGACGUGAAAGGAAAAGCUGAGGUUGCUAACUGAUCUGCCAGUAUCGCAGCUUGACAACAUGCUAUGAUUGAUUAUGACUCGAGUGAGGACUACAUAGUCUUGUUUUGUUUUGUCAAAUGAUAAAUAAAAUGAUGGUCAAAUCAAGCUGGCGAAACACCAUUGUGACUUUUCAGUCAUAAAUUCUUUGUAUGGGGGCCUUCUAUUAUUUUUCUAAUAAAAAAUGUCAUUUCAGAGGAAAAUCAUUUAAAUUUUGCAAUUAUUUUAUUAAAUUAUGUUGUGUCCAAUUUUAUUAGGCCAAAAAAGGGUAGCUCAAAGUCAAAUCUGAAAAUGUAAUGUUUUAUAUUAUGUCUAAAAUUAGCAGGGAGGUGACACAACUAAUUCAUGAAUGUGACAAAAAUAUAAAGCAGAUAAUGGAUUUCAGCUUUAAACACAAAAAAAUAAUGAGGUCAUGAAUGUUUUCUUGUUGGUUAAAUCACACAUGCUGUUAUCACUUUUUGAUGUAAUCUGUAUUUUUAAGCCACUUUUUCAGAUAUAACAAUGUCUCUCACUCAAAGUGAUUCAGCCUGAGCGUACACACAGGCCAACUGUCCUUUUUAUGAACACCAGAUUUGUGAUAAUGAGCAAGAAAACGUGGACUGGCUCUCUGGAGGCUCCUCCUUUUUCUUGGACAGCUGUGAGGGAUCAUGGAGAAAACUGUCCAUCAAAACUAUCAUUUUAGCAACCGGCUGUCCCCGCAAAAAAUCCAGAGUCACGACCUCCCAGCAUUCCACCCAGGAGGAGCGCACACCGCCGUCACCACAGGGAUAAAGAUGCCAAGAAAGAGCUGCCGCUUGUGUAGAGGAAGGUUCAAGCUGUAGGUGUAUCAGAUGGCAAUGACCUCAUAGGAGCACGGGGACAUCUCAGGGGAAAGAAGAAGGAACGCAGAACGUCUCAGAGUUUGGUUUAUAAAUCAAAUAUUCUCUUUAAUGUAACUGUUGGACUUAUUAGAGACUGCUGUACAUUUUAUAAAACACUCGUUGAAAUCAGUGUCAUGAAUUUACUCCACUGGCAAAAACUGCAUAUUAACCUAUGAUGAAACUAUCUGAGCACACAGCAGUGUGUGCACAUGUUUUAAACGCGUAUCUGAACACUCUAUAUUUAGUUUGCACUUUUUGUAGGGACAUAUAAGAUUUUCUCAUCUUACGUUAUGAAGCCACCCAGUCUCACAGAGAAAAAAAUUGAUAUCUAUUUUUUUGCAUACAUGGAUGUUUUUUGGUUUGCAAAACUUCAAACUAACGUAUUUCAACUGUAGGAAAGUUUUAUGCCUACAGUAAAAUGUAUUUUUAAUGUGUAAGCCACCUCGGAGGCAACCAAGAAAACCGCGCUUUUCAAAAAGUGGCAGCUGUUUUAUUAUAACCCAAACCAUGAAGUAGUUUCAUACGCCAAACCAAAGAAAUCACAUUCAACACUCCUGCCACCAAACAGAGACUUUGUUGGCUGUUACACCUAAAAAAAACCUACAUUUACCUAGAUAUGAGUUAAGGUUGAUAAAUAAACAAACUGUAUUUAAGUAGGUGAGAAAAUAGGAUGAAAUUUGUGUCCAUAAACAGAAUUCUAUAUAUUAUUUUAGACACUGUUGUGAGACUGUUUACUGGAUCUUCCAAACAUGAUCAGGUCAGUGUUAAACUCCACUUACACCCAUCAGAACUGUAAAAUUAUUUAAAUGUGCUGUAUUAUAUUGUUGUAAUCAUAAGAAUUACCAAAUUGUCAUUUUACGUCCUGAACCACAUCCAUCCUCAGUUUUACCAAUUACAAUUGAACACACAUUGUUGGUGAACAUGACAACAGAAUAUGAACACGAUCAUAGAGGAGAAGUAAAAAAUAUGUAGCUUCAUAUGUUAAAGUUAUUACACCGGUUAUUACAGUGGAAUAAAGCCAUUGGAGCCAAGUGUUAGCCAGUGUUUCUGUUGAUGUUCAGCUGUACAACUGAUAUUUCUUAUGAACGAGCAUGUAGCAAAUGAAUGAAGCAUUUUCCACACUGUAUUUAUGCAGAUCUGUAGUUUUCUUGAUGCUGUGUCUUGGUACAAUGCUCUGUGUUGCCACUGUGUGAUCGCAUCCCAGAGCAAUAUUUUUUCUACCAGAUUUUUUUUUUCAUAAAAAUGUAU